This is a messenger RNA of Vitis vinifera (wine grape), 481 nucleotides long. Its product is annotated as proteasome subunit beta type-1. The record is from RefSeq and is a predicted model, not a curated record. The transcript has a single exon. NCBI's taxonomy places the organism in Eukaryota, Viridiplantae, Streptophyta, Magnoliopsida, Vitales, Vitaceae. Bases 59 to 457 code for a protein of 132 amino acids. Gene Ontology annotation, cellular component: proteasome core complex.
CCUCCAGACCAAGUCCUCGAGUGCCCUAAUCUCUCUCGCUGUCUCUUUUCAUUUCACAAUGACGAAGCAGCAAGCUAACUGGUCUCUUUACAACAACAAUGGAGGAUCUUGUGUUGCAAUUGCAGGUGCCGAUUACUGCGUCAUCACAUCCGGUACUCGGAUGUCGAUCGGCUACAAUAUCCUCACUUGUGAUUACUCUAAAAUCUGCAAAUUAGCAGACAAAUGUGUAAUGGCCUCAUCUGGAUUUCAAGCUGAUGUAAGAGCUUUACAGAAGCACUUGGCAGCUAGACAGUUGAUCUAUCAGCAUCAGCACAACAAGCAGAUGAGUUGCCCUGCAAUGGCUCAACUGCUCUCCAACACCCUCUACUAUAAACGUUUCUUCCCUUAUUAUUCUUUUAACGUUUUAGGUGGCCUUGAUAAUGAAGGAAAGGGUUGGGUCUUACCCAGAUGUUGGUGAUGUCGUUCUUGGUGGCGAUGGCAU